Messenger RNA from Ostrinia furnacalis (Asian corn borer), 2219 nucleotides. Its product is annotated as putative phosphatidate phosphatase. Gene Ontology annotation, biological process: phospholipid metabolic process; phospholipid dephosphorylation; signal transduction. The record is from RefSeq and is a predicted model, not a curated record. Lineage: Eukaryota; Metazoa; Arthropoda; Insecta; Lepidoptera; Crambidae. The coding region runs from base 1 to 510 and encodes 169 amino acids. Gene Ontology annotation, cellular component: plasma membrane. Gene Ontology annotation, molecular function: phosphatidate phosphatase activity. The transcript has 3 exons.
AUGUUUACUAUACAAAUACAUAAUUUCAAUAUUUUUGUCUCCUUGUUACAGGUGUGCAAGCCGAACAUCGAUUGCAACUCAGUGGACAACAGAUGGCGGUAUAUCGAAGUGUUUGAAUGUCUGAACGACGAUAGGAAGCUGCUCAAAGAAAUGCGGCUGUCCUUCCCUAGUGGACACUCGUCCUUCUCGGCGUAUUCGAUGAUAUAUUUUGCGAUGUAUAUCCAAAAACGUUUCACCUGGGACGGCUCGAAGCUUCUCAAGCACGCUCUCCAGCUUAUGCUGUUCCUCAUGCUAUGGUACACCAUGAUGACCAGGAUCUCCGACUACAAACACCAUUGGAGCGACGUGCUCGCCGGGUCCAGUAUUGGAUUGCUGUACGCUGUAGUUGUGUUCCUCUUCGUCUCAGGGCUCCGCAAGACGCCACGAUCGCGACAAAACCUGAACCACCUUGACGCCGAACUGCACGCUACCAACGGCAACACCCGCUCAGCAACUCGUGUGCAAGUCUGACAUCCGACCCCCACCAGCUCCCAAUCCGUCAGCGAUGAGGAGCCAUGACAGGAGUCACCCAACGUCACCAUCUCUUGGAUCUCCCACGAGUAUAUGGACGUGUAAAACUGAUCCUGUGGUGACUUGAAGAAAGGUUGUACAAAUGUAGCAGUAGCUGUAGUUCUCCAGGCAGUUAAGUGGGUUUCACACUUUAAUGACAGCUCUAUGAGUUAUCUAGAAUAUGAUUAUUACUUGAACAUAUCGAGUGGAAUAAUUGUAAUUUUACUGUUUGUUUAAUGGAUUGACAUAUCCUAUGUUCAAGAUGCUGGGGUCGAUUUAUCAAGUGUAAAAUCUUUUUCUAGAUGGCGUAUUUUAUGUAUUCUAUGUACCUAUUUAUCAUAAGGAAUUUCAUAUCACGUUUAACAGCUGCUUGUUUAUUCCUGUUACGGUUCAACCCUUGUAAUGAACUACUUAAAAGAUGAGGUCAGUGUUAGUAUUAUAAGUGUGACACUAGAUCUGGCGUUGACGUAUCACCAGUUUCCCAUAUUAGCAUGUUUGCAUAGAAAUAUGUGUUUCUGACUGGUCAUUGUAUAUAAGAUGUAUUCUGUUUAUGCCUUAUGGACUCCUGUUUGCCCUGGUGGCGUAUUUAUGUACAAUAAUUAUAUUCCCUGUAAAUAAUAUUGUAAAAAUCGAUGAACUAAUUUGUUUAGAUGUUGUUAGUGAAAUUAUUCACUCACAUUUAAAUAUGUAUAUUAUUAUUAUUAUUGGCAACUACGAUGUUUUAUUUGUUGAUAUUUACAAUGGGGGCUAUUGUUAGUCAUUAUACUCCAUGUAUUGACUUAUAUUUAAGACUCAUUAAGGUUACUGAAUAGUGCAAUUUUGUUGUUAAACAAACGAUCUAAUAAGGAUAGAGAAUACGUUCGGGUAUUAGUAGUAUUAUUACUAACAUAUUCGUGUUGUUCCUAUCGCAAAAGAAAUAUCUCACACGAUUCCUUUUCUGUUACGAUAUGACAUUUGACAUUGACAUUUGUCAAGUCAAGGGUGUCCAAGUUUUGAUCUUUCAAUGCAAUUUAAAGAAAGAUCUUCAGAAUCGCAAAAUUGUGGAAAUUCGCCACUUUACAGAAUUUAACAAAGAUCUUUAUUAGAAUAGUUACUGAUCUAAAUAUUUUACUGAUUAUAACGAAUGCAGUUAAGUAAGUAGCUAUAGUACAAGUACCGAUGCUUUUGCACACAUUAUUAUAGUCUCUUAAUUUUAAUACUUCAGCUUUAGCUAUUUUGGCUUAGAUAAAACUGUCUGUAUUAUUCUUCGCACUACUUAAUAAUUUUAUUUCAUGUUCUAUUCUCAUUUAUUUAUGUUUUAUUUUAAAAUAUUUAACUUGUAUAGUAGGACAAAUCUUUAGUGUAAAUAAGAAACAAUUCGAAAUAACCGGGUAUUGGCGAAUUUGUGUUUGACUAAAAGUUACCAAAUAAGACCCGAACGUCCCGGGUUUCAAUUCCAGCUAACGUAAAUUUUCUGCUCGGUAUAGUUGGUGGUAGGACUUGUUUUAAGUCCACAUGAUUAAAGUUCAAAAUAUGCUGGCAACAAUUAUUCAACACGACACAACGAUAUAAAUUAAUACACAUGAUUUUCGAAAUCGUGAAAAAACUCCCAUUCCACCUUUCAUGCAAAUUAGCGCUGUGCAUUGAUAAUGGGGUCUCAUUAAAAAAUUAAACGCUGUAAUUCGGUUGUA